CGGAAAUUGGUAGAGAGAAACGGAAGUAUGUGAAAAUGAGCGUGAUGGGAGCAGUCCGUAAUCUCCACAUCACAGAGCCUUGUUUUGUGAUCCACGUCCUCAUUUGCAUUGGCAGAUAACAGGAUUUCUAACCUUGAGAUACAGUUGAUUAAAUGUGUCGCGUACAUCUCUGCUUGUAAUGUCGGACUGGGAGGAUGACUACGAUGCCGCAGGUGUCGAGGUGAAAUCCACCGCCAAGGUCCGUCAAUGUGGAAACAGGCCUCCAUUUGGUGUAGAGAAUGAGACUCCUCAUUGUAGAGGUAAAACUGAAUGGGGUCCAUCAGUACGGACUAACAGAUAUGAUCAGCGGGAGUCACAGUGGGAUAACUGGAGGACCAGAGACACGUGCGAGCACAGGCCCUCUAGAAACAGGGACUUUGACUCGUGUAGAAGAGGGCGAGGAGGCCUCAGUGGAGGGGACAGGACAAGUUCAAUGUCACCGUUGUCCUUUUCUGUUGAAAAUUCUGUGAUCGGGGCAAUUAUAGGUCGUGGGGGUGCAAAGAUUCGUGAACUUCAGGAAAGUAGUGGAGCUAGGAUAAAGAUCAACAGAGGGGACUAUGAAGGAGAAGUGCAGAUAUUUGGUAGCAGCGAGGUACAGAAUAAAGCCAGGGAGAUGAUCGAGGCACUGGUGUCCCAUGGCUCAGGGAACGGGCUUGGAUUCAGAGGCAGCAGUGCAGGGGGCUCACGCUCUGCAAACAGUGGAAGCAGUGACUCCUGCUGGCCCGCCUCGGCUUCUCAAGACUCUGCCGCUUCCUCGCUGCCGGCCAUCGACUGGGUGUCACUGCGGGAGAACCGACACAAGUACGAGGCCAUGAAGUGGCAGGAUCUCCCACCGAUCCUGAAAGAGUUCUACAUCGAGGCGGAGUGCGUGGUCCGCCGCAGUGAGGAAGAGGUGAAGGAGUGGAGGAAGGAGAACAAUAACAUUUUUGUGGACGACUUGAAGGAGGGCGAGAAGCGGCCCAUCCCAAAUCCCAUUUGCACCUUUGAGGAGGCGUUUGAGCCCUACCCCGGGAUCAUGGAGAACAUCGUCAGAGUGGGCUUUGUCAAACCCACUCCGAUUCAGUCGCAGGCCUGGCCCAUCGUGCUGAAGGGGUUGGACUUGAUCGGGAUCGCCCAGACCGGGACGGGGAAGACCCUGGCCUACCUCCUGCCAGGCUUCAUCCACAUGGAUCUGCAGCCCGUGCUCAGAGACCGUCGGGACGGGCCCGGCAUGCUGGUUCUGACCCCGACUCGAGAGCUGGCCCUGCAGAUUGAGCAGGAGUGUAGCAAGUACAGCUACAAGGGCUUCAAAAGUAUCUGUAUCUACGGGGGAGGGGACCGCAGGGCCCAGAUCAACAUGACCAGCAGUGGAGUGGACAUCGUCAUCGCCACCCCGGGCCGGCUGAACGACCUGCAGAUGAACAACCACAUUAACCUGCGCUCCAUCACUUACCUGGUGCUGGAUGAAGCUGACCGCAUGCUGGACAUGGGCUUCGAGCCGCAGAUCAUGAAGAUCAUCCUGGACAUCCGGCCCGACAGACAGACGGUCAUGACCAGCGCCACCUGGCCUACGGGGGUGAGGCGUCUGUCCAAGUCCUACCUGAAGGACCCCAUGAUGGUGUAUGUGGGCACACUGGAUCUGGCGGCGGUGAACACGGUGGAGCAGACCGUGUUGAUCAUCCAAGAGGAGGAGAAGAAAGCCUAUGUCUACGAUUUCAUCCACAACAUGGAGCCUCAGGACAAAGUGUUGAUAUUCGUGGGGAAAAAGAUUGUGGCAGAUGACCUGUCCAGUGACCUAUGUCUGAGGGGCAUGGCCGUGCAGAGUCUCCAUGGAGACCGGGAGCAGUGCGACCGCGAGGAGGCUCUGCAGGACUUCAAAGACGGCCGUGUGCGGAUCCUGGUGGCCACCGACCUGGCCUCUCGUGGCCUGGACGUGCACGACAUCACGCACGUCUUCAACUACGACUUCCCGCGCAACGUGGAGGAGUACGUGCACCGAGUGGGCCGCACCGGCAGAGCCGGCCGGUCCGGGGCUUCCGUGACCCUGGUGACGAGGGGCGACUGGAGGAUGGCUGCUGAGCUCAUCCACAUCCUGGAGCGAGCGGGACAGACCGUGCCAGAGGAGCUGGUGCUGAUGGCUGAGCGCUUUGAGAAACACAAGCGGGAACGAGAGCUGACCGAACCCAGGGGCCGAGGAGGAGGAGGAGGAGGAGGAGGAGGAGGAGGAGGAGGAGGAGGAUGGAGGGGCCGGGACAGAGAUGGAGAAUCCAGCCGGCAUUUCUAAUGUACUGUCAAGACAGAAAGAAGAGGCCAGGAGAAAGUUGACUUUGAAGGAUUGUGUUUUUUUUUCAUCUUUGUUUGAACUUCCUGGAUUUGUAUUUUUAAAGAGAGUUCCGUUAUUUUUUGUGAAACCUGUGUUUAUAAUUUGGCCUUUGUGGAGUUGAUACUGAGGUGAAGGGCAUUUGAAUGACACCCCUAUUUUUACGUCUUGUUGAACUUUCACCCUGACUUGUUCCGCUGUUCUAACUUGUUCUGUAGAGUAUAAUGUGCGUAAAAUAAAGACCCUCUAUUCCCUGAA
Messenger RNA from Conger conger (European conger), 2596 nucleotides. RefSeq names its product DEAD (Asp-Glu-Ala-Asp) box polypeptide 43 (gene ddx43). Gene Ontology annotation, molecular function: RNA helicase activity; RNA binding; ATP binding. Bases 179 to 2302 code for a protein of 707 amino acids. Lineage: Eukaryota; Metazoa; Chordata; Actinopteri; Anguilliformes; Congridae. The transcript is spliced from 17 exons. The record is from RefSeq and is a predicted model, not a curated record.